GAGUAGUUAUGAAUCAGAUAGUCGUGCAUGCGGAUUUGUGUCAAGGCUGCGGGGCAGUUAUGUUUAUGGAGAAAGGAAAAGGAAAGUAAACACAUGUUUAAUCUCAUCGAACAGAGCAGCGAUUCUCUUCGUACCUGGUAUUUGUGUUAACGCUGAGUUGGACAAGGAUGUACCCAACCUCCUGCGACACAUUUGUAGCCCUGCCUCCAUCUACAGAGGGUCAGCGGAUAGUCUUCGGGAAGAACUCGGACAGACCCUGCGAUGAAGUUCAAGAGGUGGUCUACUUCCCUGCCAAACUCCAUGAACCAGAAGAAAAAGUUGAGUGUACAUAUAUAGAGAUAGAGCAGGUGGCUCAGACAUAUGCAGUGGUUCUGAGUCGUCCCGCCUGGCUGUGGGGGGCAGAGAUGGGGGCAAACGAGCAUCAGGUAUGCAUCGGGAAUGAGGCGGUUUGGGGGAAAGAGAGUGUGGACGAUGAAGAAGCUCUCCUGGGCAUGGAUCUCGUCAGGCUGGCUCUGGAGAGGGCCGACACUGCUCAGCAGGCUGUAGACGUGAUAACAGGUCUACUGGAGAAACACGGCCAGGGAGGGAAUUGUAUGGAGGAUGAGUGUGGAUUCACCUACCAUAACAGCUUCCUCAUAUCAGACCGCACAGAGGCCUGGGUGCUGGAGACUGCUGGGAAAUACUGGGCAGCAGAGAGAGUGGAGGCCGGCUAUCGGAACAUCUCCAAUGAGUACUCCAUCACUACUAAAAUCGAUAGGGAGCACCAGGAGUUGAGGACGUAUGCAGAGAAGCAGGGCUGGUGGAAUGGAAAGGCUGAGUUCAACUUUGCUCAGGUUUACUCCUACUCCAAUACAGCCCGGAUCGAGGCCGCAGGAGGACGCUACUGUGAGGGCCGCAAACUUCUGCAGAAGAGCAAAGGCCACAUCACAGCAGAGACAAUGAUGGAGAUUUUGAGAAAUAAGGAAAGUGGAAUCAACAUGGAGGGAAUGUUCAUGACUACAGGAAGUAUGGUGUCUGUAGUCCCAAAAGACCAAAAUUUACCCGGCAUCCACUUCUUCACUGCUACUCCAGACCCUGACCGGUCUGUCUUCAAGCCGUUUAUUUUUGUAGUGGACAUAAAGCAGCUGAAGCAUACGUGUUCUCCGUGUUUUGGAGAGGAGGAUCCUGUGAAGAAGAAACCCCGUUUCCAGAGCAAGCCCAACCGCAAACACCCUCUGUUUCUGAAACACGAGGUGGCCGCCGCCAUCAUCGACAACACCGGGGAGAGAGGACAGAAGAUCGUAGAGAAAAUGAGAGCUCUGGAGAAGCAGAAGUUGGCAGAGAUGGAGGAAUAUCUAACUAAGGGGAUUGAAGAUGCAACGCUGCUGGUUCAUCUCUUCACAGACACUGUAGAUGAGGAGUUUAGUAUUUAUAGCAACGCCUGAGACUUAGUUUACAAUUAAAAAACAUGAGUAGAAUUAAUUUGAUUUUUGGGUGUUUCUUCAACAAUGGGCACUUUUGGACCUGUGGACCCUUAAUCACUUUGUCACUAGUUUCACUAACUUGCAGAUUGAUUGGAGUGGAGGCAUAAUAAAAAUAUUCAGGUCACAAGUGAUAUGAACAGAAUAUUCUGACACAUCAUAUGUCUCAAAAAUGUAAUUUCUAGCUCGGCACUGAAGCUAAUUGUAUUUUAUACUGAUACUAAACUAUAUAUGUAUAACAUAAGUCCCUUUUUUCUGAUAUAAUCAUAGUUUACCAUGUAAUUACUCAUGGUUUUAUAAUUGGAUUUUCAUUGUUUAAGUUUAUUCAGUCUGGUAACACUUUACAAUAAGGUCCCAUUAGUUAAUGCAUUAAUUAACAUUAACUAACAAUGAGCUAUACAUUUGUUACAGCAUUUAUUCAUCUUUGUUAACAUUAGGUAAUACAAAUACAACAGUUCAUUGUUAGUUCAGCUCAAGUUGUAAAUGUUAAAUUUAACAAACUAAAAUUGAUCAUGUAUUUUUCUUUGAUAGUUCAAGUUGGCAAAUGUAGUUAACCUAUGUUAACGAAUUGUAAAGUGUCACAAAAUAAAUCUUUUUUUAAAUUUUUUAUCUAAGACAAGUGUAAAACUAAAGUCUAUAUAUAAACAUCUUAAAAUUAACAAAUAUAAAUGAAGGCAUGGUUAAUAAAAUCCAAGACAGUUUUAAUGACCUUCAUACAGCUUCAUAUUUAAAAACCACUCAACCCCUCAGACAUAAAAGUUCCCAAAGUUGAAUAAACACCCUUAUACUGUUGCCAAGAGCUAGUUGGAGAUGUCAUUUGCACAAUCAUUUAGGCACUUACUGUAUGUUUGAAUAUAAUUUGAAAUUAUUGUACAGAAGGCAGUAAUAUAUUUGAACUUGUUAAUGGUUUAGUCACAUUGUUCUCAUUACUGAAAUGUUACUAAAGUUAAACUAAUGGUAUGUUUUUACCGUUUUAUAGUUUGUCAAGGAUCUCAAAUGUGACCCUGGACCACAAAACCAGUCUUAAGUCGCUGGGGUAUAUUUGAAGCAAUAGCCAAAAAUACAUUGUAUGGGUCAAAAUUAUCAAUUUUUCUUUUAUGCCAAAAAUUAUAAGGAUAUUAAGUAAAGAUCACGUUCCAUGAAGAUAUUUUGUAAAUUCCUUACCGUAAAUAUAUCAAAACUUAAUUUUUGAUUAGUAAAAUGCAUUGCUGAGAACUUCAUUUGGACAAAUUUAAAGGCAAUUUUCUCAAUAUUUUGAUAUUUUUGCACCCUAGAUUCCAGAUUUUCAAAUAGUUGUAUCUCAGCCAAAUAUUGUCCGAUCCAAACAAACCAUACAACAAUGGAAAGCUUGUUUAUUAAAGAAUUUACACUUAAGACAGGUUUUGUGGUCCAGGGUCACAAAUGGGAAGUUUAAAUUGUGUCUUUCAUGCCUCAUGUCCAUGUGUUAUGAAAUCCAGUGCCAAUUCCAGUCGUUUUAAUUAGAGUAUGUCUCUAUGAUGCACAGAUAUCCUAUGCACUCAAUAAACACUUAAAGCUAACUAAUUAAUCCCAAAAGGAUUCACUUUGAGAAAUGUUUGAUUGUGUGAACAUUACAACACUCAAUAAAGUCCACACCACAAACACAAUGAGCAAGUCUUUAUUAUUGUUUCAUGGAAUUCUGGUUUCAGUGACCAACGCAAUAUUGUUGUCACAGCUGAUAAAUAACAUCAGUCUUGAAAGUGUUCUUUCAAUAACAGCAGUGUUCUCUGUCACCUUCAUCUGUUGGACUUUUCUGUGUAAUCCAGAGAGAAACCAAAAAGUAUCUGGAGAGGAA
This is a messenger RNA of Onychostoma macrolepis, 3273 nucleotides long. It is a transcript of the gene scrn3, whose product is annotated as secernin 3. Bases 168 to 1424 code for a protein of 418 amino acids. Gene Ontology annotation, biological process: proteolysis. The record is from RefSeq and is a predicted model, not a curated record. The transcript has 8 exons. NCBI's taxonomy places the organism in Eukaryota, Metazoa, Chordata, Actinopteri, Cypriniformes, Cyprinidae. Gene Ontology annotation, molecular function: cysteine-type exopeptidase activity; dipeptidase activity.